Messenger RNA from Pleurotus ostreatus (oyster mushroom), 3150 nucleotides. RefSeq lists its product as uncharacterized. Gene Ontology annotation, molecular function: protein-macromolecule adaptor activity; protein binding. The record is from RefSeq and is a predicted model, not a curated record. Gene Ontology annotation, biological process: organelle fusion; intracellular protein transport; vesicle-mediated transport. NCBI's taxonomy places the organism in Eukaryota, Fungi, Basidiomycota, Agaricomycetes, Agaricales, Pleurotaceae. The transcript is spliced from 11 exons. The coding region runs from base 1 to 3150 and encodes 1049 amino acids. Gene Ontology annotation, cellular component: HOPS complex; endosome.
AUGGCCAGUGUACAAGCCCAAGCCGCAAAUGCUGCAUCGGCCCCUGCUUGGAGGCAAUUCUCCUUCUUUGAUGUGGUGCCAGUCAAGGAUGUGCAUGACCUUGCUUCACCACCGGAGAUAUUCAAAAAUCCAUUCGAAAUAUCUACGACUGCUACGUCAAGCAUCGGAGUCCUGGUCGCCGAUUUGCAUGGCAGCAUUCAUAUCCUUGACAAGCAUUUCGAGAUUACCAGAAGUUGGGUUGCUCACGUCGGCGGCAGAGUCACGCACAUGUCAGAACGCAAAGGGGUAUUGAUAUCUAUGGGAGAAGAAGACUCCGUGAAGUCCCCUCUGCUGAAGAUAUGGGACCUAGGUAGCAAUGAUAAAAAGACCGGCGCUCCCCUACUACUCCGAUCCGUAAAGAUUCAACCAAGCAAUCGUCCGCAUCCGGUUACCACUAUCGCCCUGUCGGCUUCCCUCUCGCACCUAGCCAUUGGACUUGCUGAUGGAACAGUUCUCUUAUAUCGGCACCUGGACCAGUCCGUCUCCUCUUCUUCGAACUUGACUGCUGUGCCUAAACCUCGAACCGUAUUCGAGUCCUCCACUGAGCCCAUAACUGGCCUCGGCUUCAAGGAACCAACAGAGGAAACCAAUAGCCUCUAUCUCUUCAUCGUCACUACAAAUCGAGUGUUGUCCUACCAAGCCAGUGGUCGAGGGAGCGGAGGCGCCCCUGUAGUCAUAGACGAAGUUGGUUCUGCGCUGGGGUGUGCGACUGUCGACUGGAGAGCAAGUGAUAUUGUCGUGGCUCGUGAUGAAGCUAUCUACAUCUGUGGAACGGAGGGCCGAGGUGCCUGCCUCGCGUACGAAGGACACAAGUCGUUUGUACUCACGCAUCUCAAUUACCUUGUUAUGAUUUCCCCUCCUAUGGUGCCUUCUGCUUCGGCUGCAUCCGCUACCGUGAGGCACGUCGCGCGAGCCGCCAACUCUGUCGACUCCGAGAUCACAAAGGUCACUGUCUUCGAUCUCGAGAACAAAUUUGUUGCUUUCUCUGGUACCUUCACUCAGGGUGUUAGCAGAGUAUUCUCUGGGUAUAACAAAAUAUAUGUUCUACUCACUGAUGGCCAGCUAUCUACUCUUGAAGAGAAGCCGACCUCUACAAAAUUGAACAUGCUCUACAGCAAGUCACUCUUCGUGCUGGCUUUGAGUCUAGCCAAAACGCAGGAACUCGAUGAAUCCAGUGUAGCCGAUAUACACCGACAAUACGGGGAUCAUCUAUAUACGAAAGGCGACUACGAUGGUGCUAUGUCCCAAUAUGUCAAGACGCUAGGUAACCUGCAGCCCAGCUAUGUCAUCCGCAAGUAUCUGGACGCUCAAAGGAUCCACAAUCUCGUUACUUAUCUCCAAGAACUCCACUCAAUUGGGCUCGCGAACGCUGACCAUACCACCCUUCUGCUUAACGCGUACACGAAGCUCAAGGAUGUCUCGCGUCUCGACAAUUUCAUCAAGACUGAAUCUAAGCGUGACUCGGACGACCUUGAUGAACUACCUUUCGAUCUCGAAACGGCUAUCCGAGUAUGUAGACAAGCUGGGUACUUCGACCACGCUUCCUACUUGGCAAGAAAGUACGAACGUCACGAAGACUAUCUGCGGAUACAGAUAGAAGAUGCUGGGAACUACAAGGAGGCCCUUCUCUACCUCCGUAGGCUUGGGCCAGAAGCUGCAGAGAACAGUCUCGCUAGGUAUGGUCGAGCGAUGCUAGGAAGUCUGCCAACGGAGACAACGCAACUUCUUAUUGAUCUUUGCACGUCAUCCAUGCCUUUGUUGCAAGAGGUUGAAACAUCUUCGGAUAAGCCCACGAACUCGACGCCGUCUUACCUCUCCUACCUUGCGUUGAACCGCAAUUCUGUCGUAGUGCCAACUAUAGUCUCCUCUGAUACUGCUGUACCACCAUCACCGUCAAUCAAAACUGUCUGGCCAGGCGAGACAGUAUCCCGUCGGGGGUCUGUACAUGCUGUUUCCCGCCCAGACACGCCACCUGCUUCUUCAUCUCCCGUAUCAGUCAAGCCUCCGCGCUUGAACCCUAUAAAACGGCCUUCCCCUCGGUUAUACUUUGCCCAUUUCGUCGACCAUAUGGACCACUUCAUUAUCUUCCUUGAGACUGUUGCCACUCUACGAUGGGGCCAAGCGAUCAAGUCAGACGGCACGAUUUCAAUAGUAGCUCCUGAUCCACCUCCUGGUGAUGGUCUCCCGAAUGAAGAACUAGAAGCGGCCGACCAGACGGCUGUCUGGAACACGCUGCUCGAGCUUUACUUGACUUCUGAAGAUGGGACUAACCUUCGGCCAAAAGCAUUGGGCGUACUCAAAAGCCAGUUACCUUUUGAUCCCACUCAUGCACUCAUCCUAUGCUCAAGUCACGCUUACACACCUGGUCUUGUUUUGCUAUGGGAGAAACUCGGCAUGUACGAGGAUGUCCUGCGGUUCUGGAUAGACAAGUGCAAUGAAGGUGAACCUGAGGCCUCUCGAGAAGUUCUCCGCCAUCUCGACAUAUACGGAAAGGAUCACCCUUCCCUAUACCCCCUCGUCCUGCGGUUCUUGACCUCCACCCCCGAGUUAUUAUCUAAGCAUGUGGAUGAUCUGAAAACCAUCUUGGACUACAUCGACAAAGAAAAGAUUAUCCCUCCUCUAGGCAUUAUCCAGGUCCUGAGCAGAAACGGAGUUGCGAGUGUUGGUCUAGUCAAGUCAUGGUUGGUCGGCCACAUCACAAGCUCGCGAGAACAGAUUCACCGGGAUCAAGACUGGACGAACUCCUACCGCCUGGAGACGCAAUCCAAAUUGCAGCAGGUGAAGGAACUCUCUGACAUCGACCAGCCGAGGGUUUUCCAUGUUACUCGCUGCUCGUCAUGUGGAGGACAGUUGGAUCUUCCUAGCGUCCACUUCCUGUGCAACCAUAGCUAUCAUCAAAGGUGCCUAAUUGAUCAGGAUACAGAAUGUCCUAACUGCGUGCGGGAGCACGGUGUCAUUCGCGAGAUCAGGCAGAACAACGAGCGCCUCGCUGCCCAACAUGACAUAUUCUUAUCUGAGGUGCAGGAAGAUGGCUUUUCGGCGGUGGCCUCCGCCUUCAGUCGAGGCUUUCUGAAUAUGAACAGAGCGGAGGACAUUAGCGCAUCGUCAUAG